Molecule: messenger RNA, 2346 nt
Organism: Kwoniella botswanensis
Lineage: Eukaryota; Fungi; Basidiomycota; Tremellomycetes; Tremellales; Cryptococcaceae
Exons: 6
Coding region: 1-2346 (781 amino acids)
Biological process (GO): protein folding
Cellular component (GO): nucleus; cytosol
Molecular function (GO): ATP-dependent protein folding chaperone; ATP binding
Source: RefSeq, a predicted model, not a curated record
AUGGCCAGUGUAGUCGGUAUUGAUCUCGGUAACCUCUCAUCAAAGAUUGGUGUAGCUAGACACAGAGGUAUUGAUAUUAUCGUGAAUGAAGUAUCCAACCGAGCUACUCCCUCCCUCAUCUCCUUUACUCCCAGACAAAGACAUAUCGGUGAACCAGCCAAGACCGCCGAGACCUCGAAUUUCAAGAACACCGUUGGAUCACUCAAAAGAUUGAUCGGUAGAUCCCUCAGUGAUCCCGAGAUUGAAGAGUACGAGAAGAAGUUUAUCAAUGCUCAGUUGGUUGAUGUGAAUGGAAGUGCUGGUGUCAAGGUAAACUACCUCGGUGAACAAACCGAAUUCUCCUACACCCAACUUGUUGCUGCUUUCCUCGGUAAACUUCGAGAUACCGCUGCCAACGAGCUCAAACAAUCCGUUUCCGACGUCGUCAUCGCCGUUCCAGGAUGGUACACCGACGUUCAACGACGAGCGAUGCUUGAUGCCGCCAACAUCGCUGGACUUAACCCCCUCCGAUUAAUCAACGAUACCACCGCCGUUGCCCUCGGUUACGGAAUCACCAAAGCUGACUUGCCCGAAUCUGCCGAUGCCCCAAGACACGUCGUCUUCGUUGAUGUUGGACACUCCAACUACUCCGUCUCUGUCGUUGCCUUCUCCAAAGGUCAAUUAACAGUCAAGUCAACAGCUUACGAUAGACAUUUCGGUGGUAGAGAUUUCGAUUAUGCCUUGGUCCAACAUUUCGCCAAAGAGUUCAACGCUAAAUACAAGAUCGAUGUUCUCUCCUCACCCAAAGCCGUUUUCAGAUUGUCUACGGGAUGCGAACGAUUGAAGAAGGUCUUAUCUGCCAAUGCCGAAGCUCCUAUCAACGUCGAGUCAUUGAUGAACGAUAUCGACGCAUCGUCAUCAUUGAAGAGAGAAGAAUUCGAAAAAUUGACUGAUCACUUGUUAACAAGAGUUAACAACCCUCUUGCUGAAGCUUUGGAAAAAGCCGGUCUGGCCAUUGAUCAAGUUGAUGCUGUCGAAUUGGUUGGUGGAUCAACCCGAGUUCCAGCCAUCAAAGAGAGGAUUCAAGCUUUCUUCAAUGGUAAAACACUUUCUACCACUCUUAAUCAAGAUGAAGCUGUCGCCCGAGGAGCCACAUUCGCUUGUGCCUCUCUAUCACCUGUAUUCAGAGUGAGGGAAUUCGCCGUUCACGAUAUCGCCUCUUACCCCAUCAAGGUUCAAUGGGAGAAAGAAGCUGGAAACCCAGAUGAAGAUUCUGAAUUAAUCGUUUUCCCUCAAAAUAACCCUAUCCCCUCGACCAAGAUCUUGACCUUCUACAGACAAGGUCCAUUCGAACUUGAAGCUCAAUAUGCCGAACCUUCCUUGUUACCCAAGGGGACCAACCCAUGGUUAGGUAAAUUCACCGUCAAGAACGUUGAGAAGCCAACCAACGGUGAACAACUCGCUUGUGUCAAAGUAAAGACCAGAUUAAACCUCCACGGUAUAAUCAACUUUGAAGGUGCCUACAUCGUCGAAGAGGUUGAAAAGGAGGAAAUCGUCACUACCGGUGAAGGUGAUGAAAAGAAGGAGGAAAAGAAGUUGGUUAAGAAGAUUCAACGAAAGGGAGAUUGUGCGGUUGUAGGACAAUACUCUGGUUUAGUCAAGAACGUCGUUGAUGACUUGACUGAAAGAGAGGGUAAGAUGCAUGCUGAAGAUAAAUUGGUCAUGGAGACUGAGGACCGAAAGAAUGCUCUUGAAGAAUACGUCUAUGAGAUGAGAGGAAAAUUGGAAGACCGAUAUUCCGCCUAUGUGCAAUCUCAAGAGAAAUCCGAUUUACUCACCGGACUUCAAGAAGCUGAAGAUUGGUUGUACACUGAAGAAGGUGAAGAUGCCACCAAAUCAGCUUACGUUUCUCGACUUGAUGCUCUCAAAGUCAAAGGUGACCCCAUUGUACUCAGAUGGAAGGAAUCGGAGGAAAGACCUAAAGCCGCUGCUGCUACCCGAGAGGCACUCAACACUUACUUGAACGCCGCUCAAUCAGGUGAUGAGAAGUAUAGUCAUAUCCCUCAAGAGGACUUGCAAAAAGUUAUUGACGCUUCCGCCAACACACUCUCAUGGUUGGAGAACCAACUCGUCCGACAAUCUGAGAAACCCAAGAAUGUCAACCCUGUCGUCACCUCUGCCGAGAUCAACAAGCGAAAGGAAGAGGCUGUCUUCACCUGUGCCGGUAUCUUGAACAGACCUAAACCCAAGCCCAAGGCUGAAGUUCCUCCUACCUCCGGUACUGAAACUCCUAAGAAGGAAGAGGAGAAGAUGGACGUUGAAGGUGAAGGUGAAGGACCAAAGGUUGAGGAGAUGGAUGUCGAUUAG